Messenger RNA from Pseudopipra pipra, 2666 nucleotides. It is a transcript of the gene PAIP1, whose product is annotated as poly(A) binding protein interacting protein 1. Gene Ontology annotation, biological process: regulation of translational initiation. The coding region runs from base 277 to 1710 and encodes 477 amino acids. The record is from RefSeq and is a predicted model, not a curated record. The transcript is spliced from 11 exons. Gene Ontology annotation, molecular function: translation activator activity; RNA binding; protein binding. Lineage: Eukaryota; Metazoa; Chordata; Aves; Passeriformes; Pipridae.
UGUGCGUGCGCAGCGUGGCGCGAUGCACCUGUGGCUACAGCCCCGCUGCUGUAGCCGAAGCCUUGGCCCUGUUACGGCCACCUCGCCCGCUUUCCCCGUGGGGAGAUCAAUCCCAGAGAAUAUCGCGGCUUUGGAAACACCGUUUCCAGGCUGCCGCGGGUUCGGGAGGCAGGCGCGGCAGCGGCGCGAAACCGAAAGUGCAGCGGCCGGGCGGGCCCGUGGCGGGCCCGAGCUCCGCCCGCCCCCCGCGGGCCCCCGCCCCGCUCCCUCCCUCCCAUGAGCGCCCGAGCCACCGGCCUCAGCAUGUCGGAGAGUUUCGAGCGGGUGCCCCGUGCCAGCCGUGGCCCGGGCCGGGGAGGGGGCGCGCCGGAGAGCGGCAGCGGCGGGGCCUGCCCCGGGGGCAGCGCUGCCCGCGGCUCGGGCUCGGCCGAGGAGCAGCAGCACCAAGCGGGCGGCCUCUUCCCGCAACAGGAACCAUUGCGGCCUCCGAAGACGGCGCCGCUGGGCACCGGGAUGGCAGAACACCUGCAAAAGACAGGAUUUCCAUCUGGAGCAGAAGAUAAAGCUUCAGUUCUUGAUUCUGGACCAGAAAUGACUGAACCUCAGUUGGCUGUGGCUUCUGUGGUAACAUCAAAGCUGUCUGUUAAAGCGCCUGAAUUUUAUCCACCAGGGUACAACCAGAAUUUCAAUCAGAAUUUCACAGAUUCUUCCUUUGAAGAUAGAUAUGAUGGCUAUCUGACUUUAGCAGAAUAUGUACAAGACUUCCUAAAUCACCUCACUGAGCAGCCAGGUUGUUUUGAAACUGAAAUAGAGCAUUUUGCUGAGGCACUGAAUGGCUGGGUCACUACAGAUGAAGCUUUACAAGAACUUGUUGAACUCAUCUACCAGCAGGCCACAUCUGUCCCAAAUUUUUCCUACAUGGGAGCACGGUUGUGUAACUAUCUAUCUCACCAUCUAACCAUUAGUCCACAAAGUGGGAACUUCCGACAGUUGUUACUUCAAAGGUGUCGAACAGAGUAUGAAAACAGAAAUGAAGCUACCAAAGGUGAUGAGGCUACUAAAAAACAAUUUCAUUCCUUUGUGCUGUUCUUAGCUGAACUUUACCUUAACUUAGAGAUUAAAGGAACAAGGGGACAGGUAACACGAGCAGAAAUUCUUCAAGAAGGCCUUCGGGAAUUACUAAAUGCACUCUUCUCUAAUCCUGUGGACAGUAAUUUGAUAUGUGCAGUGAAACUCCUGAAGUUGACAGGCUCAGUUUUAGAAGAUGCCUGGAAAGAAAAAGGAAAGAGUGAUAUGGAGGAAGUGAUUCAGAGAAUUGAAAAUGUUGUGUUGGAUGCAAGCUGUAGCAGAGAUGUAAAACAUAAGCUUCUGAAACUAGUAGAACUGCGAUCUAGUAACUGGGGUAGAGUUCAUGGAACAACUUCACAUACAGAAGCUACCCCUGAAAAUGACCCCAACUAUUUUAUGAAUGAGCCAACAUUUUACACAUCUGAUGGUGUUCCUUUCACUGCAGCAGACCCAGAUUAUCAAGAAGAAUACCAAGAGCUGCUUGAAAGAGAAGAUUUGUUUCCAUAUUAUGAAGAAAACGGAGCAGAUCUAUUAGGACCUGGGGAUAUGUAUUUUGAUGAGAUUGAUGAUGAGAUGGAUCCAGAAAUUGAAGAAGCAUAUGAAAAAUUCUGUCUAGAAUCAGAACAUGAGAGAAAACAGUGAGAUGUUACAUAUUAAUGUUAGUUUAUUAAACCUGUUUAGGUAUAGUUAGAAUACAGGGGGACACAAAACAUUUGUACCAAAAUGAGGAACUUUAGUUUCUUCAAGUACUAAAGUUAUACAAUUUCCAUUUUGUUUAACAGAAUCUGCCAAAAAUUGUAAACUUAUGCCCUGUAACUUAAAAUGUUGUGUAUAUAUCAUAGUUUAUUUUAUGAAUAAUGUUUUUUGAACAAUGUUUUGGCUGCAAUAAAAAUUAUUUAGAAGUUAUAAUUGAAAUUAAAGUUUAAUGGGGAAAUGCCCCAUAAAAUUUCCCUUGAGGGAGAAAGGGAAAGAAUAAUGAUCUGAAUUUGCUUGCUUGUUUGCUUUAGUAUAUAUUGGGGAUAUACUCAUUCUAUUUACCAUAUACCGUAUAUGUUGUAUUUGAUUCCUUCCCUUCCCCCCAACAAGAGUGUGAUUGAAAUAACGAAAAAAUUAAUUUUUUUUGUAGAUCACAAUCAUGAGAAGUGGUUUGUGAGAGUUUUGUUUUGUGUAUGGAUUUUUGUUUUGUUUAUUUCUGUUUUAUUACUCUUCCAAAACAUGUAUGGGUGAGGUCUGGACUUUUUUUUUCCCCCCUUGAAUAAAUGUUAUAUGUUGAUAUGUGAAAAAGCAAGCAGUAUUUUGGAAGUGAGGUGCUUUCAAGAUCUUUGGUUCAGAUAAGCUCAUUUUCAAAUUUACAAGCAAAAACUAUGCUGUAAUUUGUUGUGUUCUUCGAGACUACAAUAACGUGGUUAUGUUUGAAUCCAUGCUUCUCAAGCGUACAUGCAGUGCUCUUUUUUCUUCUUUUUUUUUUUUGUUUUCAAUAAUGUAUCUAACAUGUCUAACCUUCUGGCAAUGCUUGUAACUUCCUUUAUUCUUCUAAUUUUAUGUAGUUUGAUUUAAUUUUGUAAUUGAAGUAAAUUCAUUUAUUUCAUAAAUGUUAA